This is a messenger RNA of Salpingoeca rosetta, 1425 nucleotides long. RefSeq lists its product as uncharacterized. Gene Ontology annotation, biological process: carbohydrate metabolic process. NCBI's taxonomy places the organism in Eukaryota, Choanoflagellata, Craspedida, Salpingoecidae. The coding region runs from base 31 to 1392 and encodes 453 amino acids. The record is from RefSeq and is a predicted model, not a curated record. The transcript has a single exon. Gene Ontology annotation, molecular function: galactoside 2-alpha-L-fucosyltransferase activity. Gene Ontology annotation, cellular component: membrane.
UUUCCGUUUCCACCACCACCACAAACGACAAUGCUGCUCCCGUUCUUCUGCUUUCGCUUGCUCUCCGCGCAGUGCGCUGUCGCGUUGCUGGUGCUGGCGGUGUCGUUGAUGCCUGCAGGCACGGUAAGGAGUGCACCAGUCGACCUGCCACACGAUGGGGCAGCGAUAGCUGCGCGCAACAGCUCUUCUUUUCUUCACAAUCGCCGCAGCAAGGAGGACAACCUUGAAACUUCAUCAGCUCGACGUGCUCAAGCGGCCGGGCUGGCUCAAUUUGACAACUUUCCGGAGCCACGAAGCGUGCCCGCUUGCGGCUCCUUUUGCCGCCAGAGCGGGUUGGUGUUGGAGAAGGACACGUGGCGCCAGCUGCCAUCGUCGUGGGGCCCACCGACCAUUUCGCGAGAGGAAGAUGUCGACGCUAUCGGCACGUACGUGGCGCCCAUCCUGUACGGUGGGCUGGGCAACAUCCUGUUCCAGUUGGCCGCGCUGCACGCGUAUGGUCGCAAGCACAACGUUCCUGUCGUCGUUGGGUACUUUCAGCACUGGAACCGCGCCUUCCACACGUUUGAGCCCUGGGGUGGCCACACGCCGCCCGCAACUGGCGUCACCUUGAAGCACACGUUCCCUGCGCUGCAGUGGUGCAGUGUUGAGGUUGCUGUGCCGCCUGUGCGCGUGUUCAACAGGUACGCCUUCAAGAUUGAGGUCCCGGACGAGUACGCACCGCUGCCGAACCCAAAGCUGCUGCCAGCAUACAUCCACGGGUACUUCUUCAACCAUGCGUACUGGCACCCUUCGCGUGAGCACGUGCUGCGCGUUCUUCGCUUCAACCCCGGCGUGGAGGAGUACGUCAGCCUCAAGUACGGCGACUUGCUUGCAGGCACGCCAGAUGCAGGGACCAUCACGCGGUCGGACCAAACUCGUGCCCCAGCACGCCCCAACGCCUACACCGGCGGAAAAGGCGCAUUACAGACCGUGUCGCUGCAUCUGCGGCUUGGAUAUGCGCAGGAGCCGGCGAAGAAACUCCUGGAGGGUCGGCGUCUGCCACCAACGUCGUUCUAUGAGCGUGUGUUCACGCGCGAGUUUGACGCUGACCGCACGCUGUAUCUGGUUUUCUCGGACAACAACGUCAAGGCGCAGGCGAUGAUGGAUGAGUUUGCCAGGUCCGUACCGGGAGGUUUGCAGUUUGUUGUGGUUGAGGAAGAUGUCGUGCACAGCGUGGCGAUGAUGGCACGUUGCCAGCACCACGUUCUCACGUCGUCCACCCUCAGCUUCUGGGGCGCCUACUUGGACGUGAACCAGCCGCACGGCGGACGCACGCUGCUGCAUUCCACGUUCUUCAUCGACCAUGGCCGCGGCAUGCUGCCUCCGGACUUUGGUUGGGAGGUUAUCGAAUAAUGCAUGAGGAUGCGACUGCGACUGUGUGUGUGU